Molecule: messenger RNA, 1797 nt
Organism: Drosophila ananassae
Lineage: Eukaryota; Metazoa; Arthropoda; Insecta; Diptera; Drosophilidae
Gene: Nmd3
Product: 60S ribosomal export protein NMD3
Exons: 2
Coding region: 115-1683 (522 amino acids)
Biological process (GO): ribosomal large subunit export from nucleus
Cellular component (GO): nucleus; cytoplasm
Molecular function (GO): kinase activity; ribosomal large subunit binding
Source: RefSeq, a predicted model, not a curated record
AAAGUGUAGGUUCCUUACAUCGCUAUUAGGCCAUCACCAGCGAUCCACACGUGUUGACAAACUCAAUUGGAAAGGCGUUGUGAAAUUAUCGUGUUUUUAAUUAACAAGGACUAAAUGGAGCAGGACUACGAGGGCGUCAGUCCUCUGGGCGGCGGGGAUAGCAUCAAAAGCGGAGUCGCCAACACCAUGAUUCUCUGCUGCGAGUGUGGCGUGCCCAUCCAAUCGAAUCCGGCCAACAUGUGCGUCACUUGUCUGCGCAACCAUGUCGACAUUACGGAGAACAUACCCAAGCAGGCGGUGCUGCACUUCUGUCGUAACUGCGAACGCUACCUCCAGCCGCCGAACGAAUGGAUCCAGGCCUCCCUCGAGUCCCGCGAACUCCUGGCCGUCUGCCUCAAGAAGCUCAAGGGCCUGAAGGAGGUGAAACUGGUAGAUGCUGGCUUCAUCUGGACAGAGCAGCACUCGAAGCGUAUCAAGGUGAAACUGACAGUUCAUGGCGAGAUCACCGGAGGCACAGUGCUGCAGCAGGUCUUCGUCGUGGAGUUCACAGUUCAGAAUCAGAUGUGCAACGACUGCCAUCGUACCGAGGCCAAGGACUUCUGGCGCUGUCUGGUCCAAGUGCGUCAGCGGGCGGAGAACAAAAAGACAUUUUACUAUCUGGAGCAGCUGAUUCUCAAGCACAAAGCCCACGAGAACACCCUGGGCAUCAAACCGGAGCACGGCGGUCUGGACUUCUUCUACGCCAACGAUAACCAUGCCCGGCGCAUGAUCGACUUCCUACAGACCAUGGUGCCCGGCAAGGUGACCACCUCGAAGCGUCUCAUCUCGCACGACAUCCACAGCAACAACUAUAACUACAAGUACAACUGGUCCUACGAGAUUGCUCCUGUUUCCAAAGACAGCGCUGUCUGCCUGUCCAAGAAGCUCCGCCACCAGUUGGGCAACCUCUCGCCUGUCUGUCUGGUCAACCGUGUCUCCAGCAGCAUCCAUUUGAUCGAUCCCCUGACCGCCCAGAUUGCAGAACUCACUUCCCAGGUUUACUUCAGGGCUCCCUUCGAGGCCAUCUGCAAUCCCAAGCAGCUGGUGGAGUACGUGGUCAUGGACAUUGAUGUCAUCCUGGAGAAGGACCGCAAAACCUACCCCGGCCAGGGCCAAGUAUCUUUCAAGCACGCCCUCUGCGACAUUUGGGUGCUGCGUGCCUCGGAACUGGGCAUCAACGACAACCCCAUUCACACACGCUCCCACCUGGGUCAUCUGCUGAAGGUCGGCGACUCUGUGAUGGGCUACAACACCGGCGAGGCGAACAUCAAUGAUCCCGAGUUCGAGAAGCUAACGCCCGAGCAAGUGCCAGACGUGAUUCUAGUUCGCAAGCACUACGAUCGCCAGACGCGUCUCAGCCAGCGGCUGUGGAAGAUCAAGCAUCUGGCAGCAGAGGCAACGGAUGAGCGCAGCAAGCACGAUUACCACGAGUUCCUCGACGAUCUGGAGGAUCAUGAGGAUCUGCGCGGACAAAUUAACAUCUAUCGCGAUAGCAACAAAACGGCGCCCAUCGACCUGCAAGCUGGCAACAGCGACGUGCCACAGAUCACGCUGGAGGAGAUGAUGGAGGACAUGACGCUGGAGUGCGCCGACGAUGAGAUGGGCGAGGAUGCAGGGGCCGAGGAACCGGAGCCACAGUUGUAGAUUGUCCGUUAAUAUAGCUUCUUUUUUUUAAUCUUUUACCCAUGUAUGAUCUGUACAUAAUUCUAAUAAUUAACCAAGAACACUUCCAUUGGGAGUGGGUGUACCAAAAUCGUA